CGGCCGCUGUUUAGCCGCUCCAUGCGCGUGCCUGCGCAUGGGGGCUAGGGGGGAAGGGGUGGGUGACACAAGCCCGACCCCCCCCCCCGCCCUCCGACUCUUAUUCGCAGCGUUUUGCUCCCUGCUGCCGCCCCUCACGCUCCUCCCCUCCCCUUGGCCCGGUGCCUGCCCCUCCUCCCGGCCAGUGUGUCCCGCUGGCCGCCCCGGAGCCCAGUGUAUGUGCGGCAACAACAUGUCCGCGCCGCUCCCCGCCAUCGUCCCGGCCGCCAGGAAAGCAACCGCCGCGGUCAUAUUUCUUCAUGGAUUGGGAGAUACUGGACAUGGCUGGGCAGAAGCAUUUGCAGGUAUCAGAAGUCCACAUAUAAAAUAUAUUUGUCCACAUGCGCCAGUUAUGCCAGUUUCUCUGAAUAUGAAUAUGGCCAUGCCAUCUUGGUUUGAUAUUAUUGGACUCUCUCCAGACGCACAGGAAGAUGAAGCUGGGAUCAAGCAGGCAGCAGAGCAUGUUAAAGUACUGAUAGAUCAGGAAGUGAAGAAUGGAAUUCCUUCUAACAGAAUAAUUUUGGGAGGCUUUUCUCAGGGAGGUGCCUUGUCAUUGUAUACAGCUCUUACAACACAUCAGAAAUUAGCAGGAGUCAUAGCACUCAGUAGUUGGCUUCCACUACGGACCUCUUUUCCACAGGGUGCUAUCAGUGGUGUAAACAAAGAUAUUCCUAUUCUUCAGUGCCAUGGGGACUGUGACCCUUUGGUUCCUCUGAUGUUUGGUUCCCUCACUUUUGAGAAGCUAAAGAGUCUGAUAAAUCCAGUCACUGUAACCUUCAAGACUUAUUCGGGCAUGAUGCAUAGCUCAUGUAUUGAGGAGAUGAUGGAUGUAAAGCAGUUUGUUGACAAACACCUACCACCAGUUGAUUGACAAGAUUUGAGAUGCCUUCUGUAUAAAAACACCAGCAUCAACUUUGGUAGAAUGUGUUAAUCAUUUCACAUGUCCAAUUCAAAAGCAUUAUUUCUACACCUGCUGUGUUGCAAAUGUAUACCAAGAACAAGGACUAAGUAGUAUAUUUCACAAGAAAUGGUAAUCUUUCAAGUAAAUCAUAAAUUGGUGGGAUUAUAGGGAAUGAGACAGCUAGAUAGCAUGUCAGAAUGUAACUGAGAAUACAAUUGUAAGAUGUUUCUGAUUUUUUGAUUGCACCAUUUUUAAAGCAGUCAUAUGGCUAAUUAAACUCAUUUUGGUUAAAUGAGCUGUUUAAACAUGACUAGAUUGGUAUGCUUGGGAUAUGAUGUAUUCCUAAUACUCGUUGAAAGUAUAUUAAGAUAUCCUGAUAUAUAUCUUGUAUAUAAAAUAUGCAACAUGUAAAACACAAGAGGCAUGUGAUGGUGGAAUGAAUAUUAGUGAGGAUAAAGCUUCAAAUAUUAAUGAUUUAAACAUUGCUACUGCAUGUGAAGAGAACUGUUCUCUUACCUACAAAUGAAUACAUACCAAUGAUUCUAAUUAUAGCAUUUAUUCCAGUCUACUUUUUAACCUUAAAAAUAGUGUCAGGAAAGAAAAUACUUGCUAUCUCAUACAUCCUCUCCCCCCAAAAAUGGGUUGACAUCACAGAAACUAAGGGGACUCAGCUGUUUGUCACUAGACCUGUGUUUACCACUCAUCAUAAUUUGGCGAUAGCCCAAAUUUAUUAGUGUUAAUUGAUCUCAGAUGCUGACUCAUGAAACUGAGGUUUAAAAAAUAUACAUAAAACAUUUCCAUUUUAAGAUUCUUGUUUUCAUGUUGCAUAUUUUUCCCACACUGGAACCCUCAUGGGUUUUGUCUUGUGUAGCUUACUAAAUUUUUUAGAAGUAUUGACAAUGUAUUUUACAUUUGCAAUUCAAGUGUCUUGUUUUAUUUUUUGCUUUGCUCCAGAAUAAUCAACUGGAAAAGCAAUGCAAAUGUUGCACACAAAUUAUGGGUAUUGUUGAACAGACUCAUCUACAACACUGGUAUUAACUACUUUUUAUUUCCUAAGUGCUGCAGUAUGAAUGUAAUAACUUAGUCAUUAUAGUGAGAAACUGCCAGCUGUUUUUUCUUUACUUUGAUUGCAUGUUCACCAUGGGAUGUCGUCAUAUUUUCUUUUUAGACAAAAGCUAUGUAUGACUUUCCACACGUAGGUGUGCUCCAUUUUCAUCCAAUGCCCUAGAAUAUUCUAGGAAUAUGAAAAUGGGUCCUGUCAAACCUUUGAAACAGAAGAAAUUUUAUCUCAUGGAAGUUACAAUUUUGAGAAUUCAUGGUAUAAUAGAAACUGAUGAUACAAGUUCAGCAAUAGAUUAACUGUGUUGAAAUGGUGUCCUGCUAAUAGAAAACUAGAGAUGAAAGUGAUCUGUUUAGCAGAAAGAUGAAAUGGAUUCCUUCCUAGCUUACUUUAUAGUAUUUUGUUCAAUCAAGUUUUAAGUGUCUGAUGUUGCAGGAUACCUAGUACAUCUUAUUUUGGGAAAUUAUUUCCAGAUGGGAUGAAAUUAAAAGGAAAAUUCAGGCUAUUACCCCAGUAACUACAUACAUCUCAGCAUAUCAAACUAAAUAGGAUAUUUCUCCAUUUGAUGUUUGCACACUUCAGCUAGUUGGAAACUCUCAUGCCCCCUUCUUAGCCAAUAUAUACAUAUUUUAACUUUAAUGCUUACUCAUAAGUCACUCCUCCUGCCCCUGACUAUUCUUCUCUAGACAGCCUCCAAUUCAUCUUUCUGGUAGUGUGGUGCCCAGAAGAGUACAAUAUUCCCGUUUUGAUCACCCCAAAAUUGUACUGAGAAGUAUUGUACUUCCUAGCUCAGAAACAUGAUCUCAAAACUGCAUUGGCUCCUUUUACAAUCAUUUCACAUUGCAAACUCAUAUUUAGCUUGCUUACCACGGAAAUCCCUAGUUCUUCCAUUAUUACUGCUUCUUGGCUCUUUUUCUGUCGUGUGUGUUGAAUGAUUUCUUCUCAGUAUAAACUUGUCACUUCCAAAAUGAUCUGUGCACAUUUCUAAUCUCCAAAUCCUUUCCUGUACCACUUGCAGUGCCUUCAGUUUAGUAUCCGUUAACUUCAUUAACAAAGAUAUUAAAAUUAGACUAGUUUUAGCUCUGUUCCCUGUUGUAUCCCACAGUGUUCCCCAACUUUAUACAUUACAGUCCACUGUUAACUUUUUUACAAUGUGUAGCCAGUUUGUUGUCCUCAAAUGUUCCUGUACAAGUCAGCUUGAAUUAAUUUUCCAUUAAAACACAUUGUCACUAUCAAAUGCUCUACUAAAAAUGAAUACUAAUACUGGA
This is a messenger RNA of Chrysemys picta bellii (western painted turtle), 3268 nucleotides long. RefSeq names its product lysophospholipase 1 (gene LYPLA1). Gene Ontology annotation, cellular component: cytoplasm. The record is from RefSeq and is a predicted model, not a curated record. NCBI's taxonomy places the organism in Eukaryota, Metazoa, Chordata, Testudines, Emydidae. Gene Ontology annotation, biological process: protein depalmitoylation. Gene Ontology annotation, molecular function: palmitoyl-(protein) hydrolase activity; carboxylic ester hydrolase activity.